GGUUCGCAUAAAACUACAUUUAAACUGAUAAUGGCAGGUUUUAUCGUGUCCAUGCAUAACUUUUAAAGAUAUCAAUUGUCAUAACAGAUAUUGGAAGGUUAAAACUGUGUUACGAAAAAAUACAGAACAAUGACAGACGAAGAAGCCAUUGUCAAGGAGGUUUCCACCCGUAUCUCGAAAGAGUUAGAAAGGAAAGGGCACUCCAAACAUAAACUGGAAACAACAUCAUGGCUGGUGAACAUUCGAGAAAACGUAGGAAACAAAGAAAGGGGUACACAACCAUUGUUUCUUACCGGAAGUAAUGCUGAAGGUACAGACAUCACCGGAAGUGACCGAGACACAAUGGUUGUUUUCCCGAACUGUAUUAUUGUUGCAGACAACAAGGAGGCGGAAAUUCAACAGGACAAUAAUGUUUUCUUAAUGGUUCAAGAUGGUACAAGACCGUGUUACACAAAACUCCAAAUUUUACAUGAAAGCCGCAAUCAUGACAAGAACGAUUUAUUCCAGCGCCUUGGAGGAAAAGAGAAACUUUGUGUACUAGAUGAAAUGGGGAGAUAUUUUUUCUCAAGUGAAAUGUUCACCGAACAGGUAACACACCAUGUGUCGAGUCUAACACAGUCAUCCGACAACCACAUCGUUUCUUCUUUUCAUGUACAUGGACCUUGCGCUACGUUUGACAACAUUGUCGGAAAGACUCAAUUCGACACUGACUUUGCCUAUUGUAUUCCUUGCAAUAUUUUGCCGACAGAAGCCUAUGAUUUCAUUCGACGGAAUCGACAGUAUAACUGGCCUCCGGAGAACCUCAUCAGAAAACACUUGUCACAAGGGUGUCAUGUCGUUUCCGUCGGAGACAAGGCUUCCCCAGCACAUUCUGUUGAAUGGCGGAUAUCGUUUGCUUUGUUAGAGCGGGAGCUAGUUUGGGGUUUAAACGAUACACAAUGUAAAUGCUAUAUUAUUCUAAAGAUGCUGUUAAAAAUGUACUUAGACAAGCUUGCUCCGGACGAACUGAGUUCGUUUGCUCUUAAAACUGUUAUUUUCUGGUGCGCGGAAACCGAAGGUCCCUCUCUUUGGAAAGAAGAAAACUUGUUAUGUUGCGUCUUCCAUUGCCUUUCAAAACUGCAGUCCUAUGUAGCCGAGAAAAAUCUACCACAUUUCAUUGUUCCCGGAAACAAUUUAUUAGCCACAAAGUUUGAAGAUGCUGAAACGCGUGCAAAGGUAACAGAACAACUGUCUGAGAUGACUAAAUGGCAUUGGAGUAAAUUACUACAGUGCCCAGCUCUUUCAGAACUAAAAUUACAGUGGGACGAGUUGGAUCAUGAUGUGAAAUUGUUUCUGCGUUGUUCACGACACCCGAAUAUAUCAGUUCUAUUUUAUCGAGAUAUCGUAACAUUUAGAGGGUGUCAGUCACUUUAUAUGGAUAUAAACAGUUACUUAGCAACAACAGAUAAUCUACAGAAUAUGCUACAGUCAUUCAAAAGUACAAAAGUCGACGAAAGAGGAAGAGACGUAUUAGAAUUCGGAAGCAAUGCCCUUUCAUUUAAAAUGGAGCACAUCCAACGUAAGACACAUGAUGUCAAAGCUGUAGCUGUCAAAGAUACAUGUGAAGCAACUGUUUCAGCCGCUGACCAGGUCGAGAGGACACUUUAUGAGCGCGUGACUGUCUCAGAACACACUGGUAACAUUUUGCCGUGCAAAAGUCAAUCAGUUGAACGAUCGCUGCUUUCAGAAUACAUACACAAUCAACAAGAAUUUAGUGCGAGACGGACGGUCAACAGUCCUGACGUUUGCACAGGAGAUUUGCAAGCCGCUCUAAACUUCCUUCUUUGCCGCAGGUUUGAGAAAGCUGAAGAGAUCCUUCGGAAAGUCCUGGCUGCCUAUCAACCACAUGUUGUAUAUUUAGGAAUGUGUGGACCGGAAGAGGCCGACAUGAUAGAAUACGCUUGUUACACUUCAACGUCUGGAGAGUUGUCUCUCUUUGACAAGGUUCGGAAACUUCUUGCGUUUGACUUUACUAUUUGUAAGCGAGAUCAUGUCACGCCUUUUCUUCAACAAGAACAGCUGUUUUGGAAUGAAGAUGCUGUUCCAGUAUGCAUACAUCCUAGAAUAAUGACGUACUAUUUAUAUUUCUUGUCGGCAUUAGGUCAAGGACAAGAAGGAAGGGCCUUUGGUUGUCUUUUUGCUCUGUCGAUGAAUGUGAAUUCAAUGUGCAAGAACACAAACUUGUAUUCGUACAUUGCGUGGAACAUUCUUGGCCAGUGUUUUUUCUUGAUGAAGGAAUAUAGCCAAGCAUUGCGGGCAUUUUGCAAUUCCCUGAAGUCUAAACCUUUCCACAAUCCUGCUUUGUACUAUAUAGGGCAGUGCUGAACCUUUGAUGUAAUAGUGUUAACCCUUACCCUGCUAAAUUUCCAUAAUGAACUUGUCCAUCUUCCAAUUUAAACAGUACCAUUAACUGUUAAAAGGGGUGUUUACCAAAAACGAUACUGACGGAAUGGCGCGCGGAUGUGCAGUCUGAUCUUGGUCUGCACAGGUCACAAAGGCAGAAUCACUUGCCAGGAGACAAACUAAGGGUUAAAAUUACAAACCAUUUAACAGUGAGUUACGCGAAAAACGGAAAAAGGUACCUGUGAGACUUUGCUGAUUUGGGAGCCAUCACAGUAUAGUUUAUACUGCACCAAGCAGGAGUAAAAAUGUUCUUUUCACAUCUCAUUUGGAAUGAAAAAUCAAACUUGAGUAUAAAU
Messenger RNA from Mercenaria mercenaria, 2738 nucleotides. RefSeq lists its product as uncharacterized. The coding region runs from base 130 to 2364 and encodes 744 amino acids. Gene Ontology annotation, molecular function: protein binding. The record is from RefSeq and is a predicted model, not a curated record. The transcript has 2 exons. Lineage: Eukaryota; Metazoa; Mollusca; Bivalvia; Venerida; Veneridae.